AUGCCUGGCGCUUCCAUCCCAAUCCAUAGCGAUACCCUAUCCCCCGUCAAUUGGGUUGCUCCGGUCAUUCCGAUGGCUCGUCUGGGGCUGGUCAUGAGGCGGUUGGGUCCCGGCAGAAAGCUGAGUGUCGACAGUGCUGACUCGCAUCCUCCGACUGCGGCAGAAGCGCCCAAGGUCAAGCUCCCGCAUGUGGACACGCAGCUGAACAUGCACCAAUACACCGGCUUUUUCGAGGACGGAUCACCGGCCGGCAAUGGCCUUCCAGUACAACCCCCGAACCCUUCCGCAAGUCCUGAUCCGAGCAAUGGUGAUAAUACGACAGAAUGGUCGGCCGUCGGCCAUGCGGCGACCGGGAAAUCGGGACGCGUCAUCCACAACUUGCAAGAGGAGGUUGCGCGGCGGACGCGCGAAUGCAGUCUGUACCGCUCGCGCGCGGACGAAACACAGCGGUUGAACGAGACGCUCAAGAUCCAGGUCCAGAAUAUGACGGAACGGCUCCAGAACCUGGAGCAGGUCAACGAUACCAACCUAAACUCCAUUGCGCGCAAGGACCGGAAAAUCGAGGAGCUGCGCGCGGAGCUGCAAAGCGAACGAACCAAGCGUCAAGGUGCCGAAAUGACUGCCACCCAGACCAAUCAAACGAUGCGCGACGAGCGCGAGCAACACAACCGCGAUCAGGCGCGCGCACAGGAACUGGUCCGCUUCCACGAGACCCAGUACGAGGUGCUGUCGGCUGCUACCAAGCGCGAAAAGGCAGAUCUUGGUCGGCGUGUCAAGGGCAUCAGAAAUGAGGUGAAUUCUAUGGCUGAAGCACAGAAAACCCAGAAUACCUCCACCGAGCGCCUGGAUGUCAUCUCUGACCAGAAGAACCGCGAGAUCGAGAACCUAAAGAGCAUCCACGACAAGCUGAUGGCCGCCCAUGCCAACUACAAGCAGAUCAAGGAUGAUGAGCUCCGGAGCACUAUCGAGCGUGCCCAGGCCAAUACUGCCAUGAUAGAUGCUACUCUCGCAUCCUUGAAAGAGACCGAGGCGCACAUGAAGUGGGCUAUCCAGCUCAACAGCAACAGACCCGAGAGCUAA
Penicillium alfredii is the source of this 1080-nucleotide messenger RNA. RefSeq lists its product as uncharacterized. The record is from RefSeq and is a predicted model, not a curated record. NCBI's taxonomy places the organism in Eukaryota, Fungi, Ascomycota, Eurotiomycetes, Eurotiales, Aspergillaceae. Bases 1 to 1080 code for a protein of 359 amino acids. The transcript has 2 exons.